AUGCCGACGAAGCGGCGCAACGCAGGGCGCGCGAAACACGGUCGCGGCCACAACGCUGUUGUCCGCUGCAGCAACUGUGGUCGUGCGUGCCCCAAGGACAAGGCAAUCAAGAGAUUCAACGUUCGUAACAUUGUCGACGCCUCGUCUCAGAGAGAUCUUCGUGAAGCGUCUGUUUACAGCACGUACACCCUUCCGAAGCUCUACAUCAAGCAGUGCUACUGCAUUUCGUGUGCCAUCCACUCUCGCGUCGUCCGCGUGCGCUCUGUUCAGCAGCGCAAGGUUCGUGAGAACCCUCAGCGUCGCCCUCAGAGCGGUGGCCAGCAAGGCGGCCAGGGCGCCAGCAACAACUAA
Besnoitia besnoiti is the source of this 351-nucleotide messenger RNA. RefSeq names its product ribosomal protein RPS26. Gene Ontology annotation, molecular function: mRNA binding; structural constituent of ribosome. The transcript is spliced from 2 exons. The record is from RefSeq and is a predicted model, not a curated record. Bases 1 to 351 code for a protein of 116 amino acids. Gene Ontology annotation, cellular component: ribosome; cytosolic small ribosomal subunit. Lineage: Eukaryota; Apicomplexa; Conoidasida; Eucoccidiorida; Sarcocystidae. Gene Ontology annotation, biological process: translation.